Anneissia japonica is the source of this 5922-nucleotide messenger RNA. RefSeq names its product von Willebrand factor A domain-containing protein 3B-like. NCBI's taxonomy places the organism in Eukaryota, Metazoa, Echinodermata, Crinoidea, Comatulida, Comatulidae. The coding region runs from base 180 to 5921 and encodes 1913 amino acids. The record is from RefSeq and is a predicted model, not a curated record. The transcript is spliced from 31 exons.
CUUGGCAACUGAGAUCAAAACAAAGAGUGCAGCAAAUAUUCAUCGCGGAGUGUGCGGUGGAAGAAGUGUGGAUCUAGGCUAUGUUAGUAAAGAUGUAAUGAAAUGAACGCUUUUUAAAACAACAAGCUUAUCAUCAGGUAUGAGUAUAAGUACAAGGUAUAAACAUUUUAACAAACAAAAUGUAUGAGAUAGAUCGAGAACGGGUUUGUUCACCUCUGUCUGAUCAUCAUCGACCUAAGUUUGAUCUACCGAAAAUGCAGAGGUCAGGGAUCAGAAAUGGCACAUCACAUGUCAAUGUUUCCCUGGAAGAUAUUCAGUCAGUGAUAAAGCAGAAACCAACCAAGAAGAAUAUAUGGGAGCCUGACGUGGCCUCCAUGAUCUCAUCCAAAAAGUGGCUUUCCACAUAUGGUCUGAAGAAGAAUAGGCUAAGCCUAGGGCAGAUAUUAGCUUCCAUAGGAUUCAAGCAUUUUGAUGAUUUUGAUCAUGCACUGAAGAAACCAGUUUGUUCACGUUAUGGCGAGGGUCUUUUCUCCAGAUAUCCAAGAAGAGACGGCACAGUUUUCAAUGUAAACCUAACUGUUGGCAAAGAAAAACUCAAGCAGAUUGAAAACAGUCUUCUCCAAGCCAUCUUACUCUACAAGCGAAGAAUUGAGUGGCUGACGACCGAGAGUAGACGUUUCUUUGGGGUCAUCGAAGAACGCUGCAUUACUAUUGUCGUUGAUAUUAAAACACAUUCUCCGGAUCUCUUUGAACACUGCCGGGAUGCCCUUGUCAAGGUCAUUGAGGAGCAGAUUCCACAAGUCGCCAAGUUUAAUCUCAUAAGAGCUGCUGAAGAUCAGGUAAUGUUCCAACCAAGCGCAGUGCCGAUGUCACCAGAAAGCAUCAACAGUGCCAUUGACUGGUUGAUGUGUCUGGAUACAGUGGCAGCUACAACCCAGAACAGUGCCUUAGAAGGAGUCAACAAGGCAUUUGCAGAUGGGAAUAUUGAAGCAGUCUACCUAUUUUCUGAAGGAAGUUCAGCUAACACCAACACAGAACUGUUCCUACAGAAGAUGAAUGGUGCACCAGUACCUGUCAACACUGUAGCCUUCAACAACACCGACUCCACAACCAUCAAAUUCCUAAAGCAAGCAGCUGUAUUGACUGGUGGAAGAUUCCAUGCAUUUGCCUUCAAUAAGCUUGAUGCAGAUGUUGUAGGCACAAGCGGAUACUCGCUAGAGAAUCAGGUCAAGCUGGGGGGAGUGCCCCCUGGAGCUGGACCGAGGGAGGAUGUUGUCCUCCUCUGGAGUGAACUUGAAGAAGCACGCAACAUCCUUGCUGAUCUGCAGUCUUUACAGACUGACAUACCUGAGAAUAGCAAACAAAUAGAGCCUCCUGAGGUACCGUUAUCUUCAUCUGAUCAGAAACGAAGCGAACAAAACAUGGGAUCGAAGGAAUGGUUGCAGAAACACGGUUUAAAACCUCGUAAACUCGGACUUUAUGAUACACUAUCACAGGUGGCGUUCAAACACUGUGAUGGGGUCGUUGACCUUAAACGAGCUCCUAAUGAUGACUACACAGAUGCAGACACGAGAAACAAACUUGUAAAUGCGAAAUACUGCAACAAAUUUUGUCACGUGAAGUGGAAGGACGGCAGCGUAAAACACGUACAUGUAACGGCUGAAGUACACAGAGUCUUUGAGAAGAAAGUUAAUGCUGCAUUGCAAGACUAUCAGAGAAGAAUCGACUGGUUACAACAAGGAAGUCGUGAAUUAUUUGGGACCAUAAUAGAGGAACAGGUUUACAUCUUAAUUGAUACAUCAAACUCAAUGGAAAAUCACCUGAACUUAGUCAAGGACAGGCUAUAUCGACUGAUGCAGGAACAACUCCGGCACAAAAUGAAAUUCAACCUGAUCCAGUUUGGAAGUAGAGCUCAUUCGUGGCGGGACCGUAUGGUGGAUGUAAAUGAGGACAGUCUCCAAAGUGCUUGGCAAUGGGUACGAGGGUUAAAGGUCACAGGUUCUACAAACACCUUAGCUGCUUUGAAGAUUGCUCUCUCAGACCCGGGAACGCAAGCUGUGUAUCUAUUGACAGAUGGAAGACCAGAUCAUCCACCUAAGUCGGUUUUAGCACAAGUGCAAUUACAGAAUCGCAUUCCAAUUCAUGCAAUAUCAUUUAACUGCAAUGACACCGAAGCCAACGAAUUCCUCGGACAAAUAGCAGCUGACACCGGAGGUCGGUAUCACUACUACUCCGAGAACACAUCGUUUGAUCCGAUUGGACCAGCACCAUUUGAGAGUGAGGACAUACACCUCCUUAAAGAGGAGAUAAAGAAAGGACGAGAUGACCUUCAGAAAGUCGAGGAACUACGUGCUCAAUGCGCUUUGUUGGACUGGGGCAAUUCUAAUAAUAAUAAUCAAACUCAGGGCUGUGGAAGGAACCACAAUGGAAGAAGGUCUAAACCAACAUCAGCGAAAGGCAAGACAUCUUUCAUUACUGCCUCACAUGCUUUACAGCCAUCACGCUCAGCUUCAUCUCAAGAUUUCUCACAAAGGCCUGCGUCAGCUCUCAGCCAUAGGUCAUCAAUGAGUCAUGAGAGGUGCCGGACGUCCACCUACCCCCCUAGGCCAACGUUGCAGUCAAGAAAAUCUGACUUGACUAGGCCUAACAUUGCUUAUCAUACCAAGACCAGUCUUUUGAGGAUCACAGGGCAGAAAGAUUGGAUGCUGCCAGAAACAAGAAACUUAAUGGACAACCAAUGGGAGCGAUACACAGAAGUACUUAAAAAAGCUGGAAUUGAAAGACCGGAACCUGUAAAAAAGGGCAGGAAGAUAAAGAAGAAAAACUCACUUGAUAUGUCAUCAAGGCAGUGGCUUAAGAAGCAUGGCAUUGCUGCUAAGAAACUGACAAUCAUUGACGCUCUAGGCCCAACCAUGAUACGCCAGAGAUCCAAGUAUGUCCCCAUCUUAGACAAGCAUGUCAUCUCAAAAGUGUUUGAUGAAGUGAUCCCUCUCGCUCACACUACUGGUAGCAAUCGCCGUGAAGUCCAGCUUAUCAACCCUGGUGCAGUGGACCUAGAAGCCUAUGAAGAAAAACUACAAAAGGCCAUUGUUGAAUAUACAGUGAGGCUGGACAAGAUAGUAUGGAGGGCUCUUCCACAAGAUGAAAAGGACAGAUUUGAUUCAGAUAUACCAGUAUCCUUCAUUGAGAAUCGUCGAGACUGUUUGGAUGCACUUGACCGAAUUGGCUGGCCAAUCAAAGAACAGGAUAUAAUCCUCCUUGAAGAGGAGAUUGAAAAGGCUUAUAGAUACCUCCAGCAGAGCGUGGACCUACGAAACGCUUCUAAGAAAAAUAACAAAGAUGAAGAGGUUGAAGAUUAUACACCACAGGAGGCAGGGACAGAAGAUGAUACGCCUCGUACAAAGUUAUCCAAUCAUAGCAGUGUGUUUGAGGAUGAUGCAUUUUCGAGGAGGACUGACACCCCAACUUAUGAGGGCCUCAAUGCCUUGGUCACCGGUAGUGAGAAAACUGUUGACAAACCACUCAAGAAGCCACUUACCAAGCGCCGUGUACGCUGCGUCUUAGACAAAAUGAAUGGAAUGCAAGUGAUAGCACGCAGUGAAGAGGAUGGGUUCUAUUAUAAGGGUACAGUUGUUGAUGUUCCAAAUGCAAGGCAUGUUGAGGUCCAGUUCCAUGAUAUUACCCAGCGGUUGGUGCCGUCUCGUUUUGUCAUUCCCAUGAGCGGAGCCAGGCCAUGCCCCUUCCUCAGGGUCGCUGAUUAUGUAUUGGUAAAAACCGGGAAAGUGCCCUACCAGUGCUGGGUACCAGGUAUGGUUCAAGUCACGCCAAUUCAAGAAGCAAGACAAGCCAAGUUCUACACCGUUAUCAAGUUUAACAACAAAGCGGUUAAUGUUCAGCGCAACUCCAUUGUGAAGAUAACCAAGUCUCGUUACAACUUCGCUCUGAGGUAUAUUUGGGAUUUGCAAGGGCUAGACCUUCAAAAUCAUCAUCCUACAAUUCAAGAAGAGAACGAAACAGUGAAAGUCAGCAAACACAAACAUAAAAAGGAGAAAACAGAGAAGCACAGAGGAAGGGAGAGACACAGACACUCGAGAAAGAAGAAGAAAGAUAGAGAGAGUGGGGAUAAAGGAAAGAAUUCUAUUGUGAGAUUCAGUAGAUCAAGGUCAAGGUCACUCUCAAGGUCAUCCAGCAGAUCAAGGUCAAGAUCAGCUGACACUAAACAGAAAAGAGAAGAAUCCAGUGCUUCUGAGCAUUCACACUCAAGAUCACGUUCAAGAUCCAGGUCAGCAAGAUCUUCAGGAUCUUCAAGAAAAUCAAGGUCAAUGUCUGGUUCUAGAUCAUCAAAGAGUUCCCAAUCAAGAUCUUCACACUCUCAUUCAAGAUCAUCACGCUCACGUUCAAGAUCCUCGCGCUCAAGAUCCUCUCACUCAAGAUCUGGAUCCGCAAGGUCUUCAGUAUCUUCUAGAAAGUCAAGGUCACGUUCAUCCACUGGCUCAAAAGGCUCACAUGCAAGGUCAUCAAGCUCACACUCAAAGUCAUCAGAAAAAUCUCACUCAUCCAAGUCAUCUGCAAAAUCAAAAACUCGUUUGUCUUCUGCGAGGUCAAAGAAUUCGUCAAGAUCAAGAUCACCAUCUCCAGACCAUGAGAAGACUCAGAAAAAUGAUGAUGAAAACAACAGUGCAAAGAGUGAUGGCAGCAAGCACAGAGAAUCAGCAAAUGAUGGUGACUCUACUACUGGUGAUGAUGAAGCUGACAUGGUAGAUUCAAGAGUAAGUAGUGGAUCCAUGAGAGAGUUCCUUCAGAAACUUGAGGAACUCCAAGAGCAGUUGAACCGUCAACAGUCAGAUCACUUUAAGACACAAGAGGAUUUACGCGAGGAAUUGAAAGAAACUGUUAAAAAGAUCAAAGAGGUGCAGCAAGGUUAUGACAGCCAGCACGGCCAGCUUCAGGAUAGGCACAGCGAACUGCAAAACAAACAACAAGAACUCAUAGACAAACAACAGGAGUUGUUUACUAAGCGAAUAUUAACUCAUGAACAGAGCACCCAAUCAGAGGUAGCCCAUCCAUCAAGGAAAGAAAAUGAGAGUGAAAAUGAAGAAGUGGAAGAGUCCAUUGAAGAGGAGGGGGAGGACAAAGACGAAAUUGAGGAAGGAGAAGAAGUUCUUGCUCGCUGGCCUGUAGACGGCUGGUUUUAUAGAGGAACAAUAGAAAAUUUAGCAGAAGACGGUCAAUAUUUUGUAUCGGACAACGUUGGAGCUAUUGAGAAAACCUCAAAAAAAUAUAUUUUCACAGAUAAAGAAGAUUCAGAUAUAAUCAUACAGGUUGGGGACUGUGUCGUUGCUCUUCACCCUGACUACCCCUUCCGCUACGCACCUGCGCAAGUCACGCGUUCAUUCCCCGAUCUGUGGUGUCAGGUUUUGUUUUAUGAUGAUGAGGAGGCUAAAGUUCCGAGAGAAGAGAUUUACAAAAUUAAUACAGAACUUUACGGGGAGCUUGUGGCAUAUAUAAAGAACUGUGAGGAAUCAUGGAUAGGAUCCGCUGUGGUGGCAAGGAACGAUGACGAUGGCAUGUACCAUCUAGCAUCAAUCAAGGAAAGAGUCGACGAAACCUUUAAAUUCCAUCUGGAAUGGGCCGAUGGCCAAGUAAGCUCACAAUUCACCAAGCACAUCUUUGGUACGUUCACACGGCGACAGAGACUAGCCCUGCAAGACCAUGUACUGGCAGUUGCCAAUGCAGUGUCCUUUAUUUACUUGCCCGGAAAAGUCGUCGGAACAAAUGAUGGUUGUAUCAUUGUGAAAUUCUGCAACGGAACAAGCUCAAGCUAUGUGGAUCCUCAGCAGUGCUUCUGGUUGUCUGAAGACUACUAUGAUGAUGUCGUCCAGUUUUUCUUUCAGCAGAGAAGAGCACAGUUCACGGAUUAAG